This is a messenger RNA of Biomphalaria glabrata, 4353 nucleotides long. Its product is annotated as double-stranded RNA-specific adenosine deaminase-like. Gene Ontology annotation, molecular function: double-stranded RNA binding; double-stranded RNA adenosine deaminase activity; tRNA-specific adenosine deaminase activity. Bases 27 to 2633 code for a protein of 868 amino acids. The transcript has 10 exons. Gene Ontology annotation, cellular component: cytoplasm; nucleolus. Gene Ontology annotation, biological process: adenosine to inosine editing; RNA processing. Lineage: Eukaryota; Metazoa; Mollusca; Gastropoda; Planorbidae. The record is from RefSeq and is a predicted model, not a curated record.
UUGACUGUGGCAAUGACUUCAGUUGGAUGGCGUCUCCCUUGGCCACUAAACAAAAGGGUGUUAGUGAAGACACUCUAGAUAGGCGUGAUAACACUGGCGUGAUAACAGGAACUAAUGACAAUCAGACUUCAUUAGCUGCUACGUUUAGGAAACAGUCAGAGGAUGUAAAGCGUGAAUGUGAUGGUAGAAAGAGAACAAAGAAAAGCAGGAAACAUGGUCGCCCUGCAACUACUGUCCAGAAACUGAAACACGACAGCGAGACUUGCUGUGAGAACAGCACAGACGUUGAGCAGCGGACUGAGAUAAGUCAGUCACUGAGAUCCAAACUUUUUACUCAAAAGUAUAGAAGCCGACGAGACCUGGAAGAUUAUGGUUUAGAAAUGUAUUGUGCGCGAAUUUUACGAGAAACUCAAAAUAACACUCAGAACAGAACGAAAGGAAACCUCUCCAAAGAUCAUUGCUCUCAUCUUGAUUCGUUCAAUGCAUCUUUGAGCACUGACUGGGAUUUACCCAUUUUGAUCCAAAGCAUUUCAUUAUCAGACUCUAGUUCAGUGAGGACUUGUUCUGAGAUAUUUUCCAUGGAUAGAAAUUCCUCGGAAACAUCCGACUCGUUGUAUUUACGAACAUGUUCUGAGGCCGAGCUGGAGACUGCUGAUGUACCUACCAAGGCCAAGAGGAGACGGAGGCGAAGGCCGCAGAAAGCCUCAACGUCGACCCCAGUAGCCAACGCUUUCACUGUCCACUCUCGUUCUAACUCGUCAGCCUCGUCGUCCUCGUUAGCCUUGCAAGAUACGGACAGCGGCGUGGAAACGAACUCUCGGGCGUCCAUUCACACAUCCUUUUCGUGUUCCACUUUUGAACAAGUGACAGACUCUCGGAGCUCAUCGUCGGAGCGCCUUCUUCGCUGUUCCUCCCCCAGUUUUACCUACGAUCCAGAAAUCUCCAGUGUUAUACCAUUUUACUUUACCGAACCAGCGCUAGACGUUUUUGAACCUAUUCCUUUGGAUUUUGAUAUCCAAGAAGAACGGGACAUCGGCGAGCAGCACAGCUGGUUAGAUUUCGAUGUGGACUUUAACGAUCGAAUAUCUGAGCAGAUCCCUACAGAAGAUCUCCUCUACACGCCUAGAGACACUGAUAGUCUAGAACUCAUUGAAAAUGCAGAGAUUGACUAUGAUAGUUAUCUCCCUGCACAUGUCUUGAUGCAUGUGAAAAGAGAUCUAGUGAGUGUGUUGAUGGAAUAUGGACAAACCAGGGAGGUGAAAGUGUCUUUCAAAGAUAUGGAAAGAUCAGGACCACAUCAUGCAUCAAGGUUCCACACUGCUGCUGUAGUGGAUGGUGAGACAUUCCCUACUGGAUCAGGCUCUUCCAAGAAAAAUGCUAAAAAAGCUGCUGCUGCUCAGGCCUUAAAAAUUAUGUAUGACAGGGGCAGGAAAAAUCUGGAAAUGGUGAAUGAAGUGGCUCAUAAGAAAUUGAGAGCUAUGUCAAUAGAGGAAGUAGGCUCCCAUGCCCACAGAGUGGUUCUGGUGUGUCGCCAUGUUUUAGAUACUGCUGAAGAGACUCAGUUUAUCAACUACAGCAAGGAUAAAAUUGCAGCAGCAUUUGUCCUAGAAUAUCAUGGCAAGAUGAGAGUGGUGGGACUUGGUACAGGCAACAGAUGUAUUUUGUAUCAGCACAUGACAUUAGAUGGUAAAAGGAUUAUACAUUCUCAUGCAGAGAUCAUAGCUAGAAGAGCAUUUAUCAGAUAUUUAUUUAAGCAGCUUCAAAACUACAAUGGCAACAGAUCCCAUCCAAUAUUCACACGAAGUGACACAGGCAAACUGAAGAUUCGUGAUAAAAUUCAAGUUCAUCUUUACAUCUCGAGACCACCCUGCGGUGAUGCAGCAGCAUUCCCCACCAUCAGUAAUUUCCCAAAUAAAAUGAGAGCCAUUCGUAAACAAGGACAGUUGAGAACAAUAAUAGAUGAUGGUGAAGGGGCCAUUCCAACAGAUUUCCCCGUUCCAGCAGGAGCUAAUGGAAAAGAGAGACUGCGGAUAAUGACUUGCAGUGAUAAAAUUUGUCGCUGGAAUGUAUUAGGUGUCCAGGGUGCCUUGUUGUCUCACUUUUUAGACCCUAUCUACAUCAGCUCCCUUGUCAUAGGCAGUCACACUGGGGACCAAAGAGGACAUGUCCCUCGAGCUGUGAGUGGGCGUUUGAAAUGUGGUCGACUUCACGAGGUGAUACAGCGCCCGUACAGGAUCAACACACCAGAUAUCCAUUACCCUCAUGAUGAUUUAGCAGAUAACUAUAACAUCACCAAAUCCAAGCAGUACUGCAUCACCUGGUCCUAUGGGGACAUAGAUGCUGAAGUUAUUGAUGCUAUCACUGGUGUUACUAACAUGGAAGCUAUGGAAGAAGUUAUUCCAUCAAGAAUCUCUAAGAUAACACUCUAUAACAUGUUUCAACAAAUCUGCAAGAGGUAUGGUCGUCAUGACCUUGCUGGUUUAGAUUACCUUAAAGCCAAGCGCUCAGCGACCACUUUUCAGAGGAUGAAGAGCUUUGUAGGCCAGCACCUUGCUGCCAUGGGUUUCGGUCAGUGGUACUCAUUGCAGGAGACCUAUGGAACGGAUAGUCUAAAAUGUCCUGGGCCGUGCUAGCCCCGUUCAUGCGCUUGCCGAUAUGGGCUCUCGCAAAGCGGAUCCAAAAAUGUUACACUCUCAUUGUCUUCGUCUUGUUUGAUGUGCCAGAUGUCUGCUCAAGUUGACAAGCAGCAUGGUAGUACCAUCGUAAGGAGAUGCAAGUCAAGAUCUGUUGUGGUUCAUGGCGUAUGGUUGGCACAGGGAGGUGGCAGCACCUCUCAUGUAUUCAUAGUGUGUGACUUGAGAUGUUCAAAUCUGUGUAUUUUGUCUUUGCUUUAUAUCACAACCAUCAUCUUCAGAGUUGUAACCCAGUGGAUCAUAAUUCAUACAAUAUUGGUCAAAACACUCGCAUUGAACACCAUACUGUGUACUAUUUUUACUAUCAAAUUACACUAUUUACUUAAUCUCUUUUCUAAAAUGUCAUUUACUAAUCCAUUCCACACUAGGUGGUUACAUUUAUCACGUACAAUUUGAUAACAUUGAAAUGGCACCAUAAUUUUAUCUCUUAAAAAUGAGUUUGUACGCGUAGCACCAAUUAUUCCUCUGCAGUGAUUGCUAGAGUGUUCAGUUUGAAAAGACUAAAUGUUCAGAUUUGUUUCUCUCUAGUUGACUCCAAGUGAACUGUUGUUCUUGUUCUUCCAGUUCAUUUUGUUGCAUAGUGUUUCCGUUUCUUUGUUGUUUUUUUCUCCAUUCACUUCAUUUCAAUCCAAACAUUUUGUUAUCACUCUGUUCGUUUUGUCCAGUGACACCGUUGUAUUUGUACUAACCAUGGUGCUACUUUAAAAGCUCUAAGCUCAACUCAGUCAUUGCUUAAGUGGCAGCAUGGGAAAUUCGCUGACAGGUGAAACCAGUUCAAAGGUCAUGUGCACAACUUACCUUUUCUUGGAUGGAGUUCUUAUUUUUUUUUUAACGCUUGGCUGGUUGUCGAGAUCAAUGUCCAUAUUCUAUAACUGCAGGUUAUAAAAAAUAUUUUUAAUAAUGUCCCAGUGUAUGACAUCUUGUAACUCAUGAUCACCAGAUAGAAUUGAAAAAAAAGAAAUGCAUUUAUAUAUAUUUUGUUCAUCAUGCUAUACAAAAUCUUGUACCUCAAAAUAUAUUUUAUUAAUGAAAAGAAACAAUUUUAUUGUUGAUUGGCCUUAAUGUUUGUUUUCCCCCCAAACCCUUUUGAAAUUUUUAUUGCAUGCUAUACUUAAAUUUUAGUUGAAACUAUCUUCUAUAGUCCUUUUUUCUUGAACCAUAAUUAGCCAAUGAUACAACAUCAUUUAUCUUUGUACCUUUCAGCACAUAGUUUUUGUUCAACUUUCUCAGGAAUAUAUAAAUGUAUUGUGUAAGAUGUUUUAACCCCCCUCAGGAAUAUCUAAAUCAACAUCCUUGUUUUCGCUACAUUUUUUUUGUUUAGCGCAAAAGUUAGUAGCCAUUUUGUGUUGGGUUCUAACACUGAAGUAGGUAUCAUAAAAGUUGUGAUUUUUUAACUGUAUUUAUUUACACCUAUCAAUCCAAUGUAUUAACAUUUUGUAAUAAAUAUUGUAUCCUUUGUUUAUUAGUUGACAGGAGUGUCAUUUCUGUCUAUCCCUAAGGAACUGGUUUGUUGAUUGGAUUGUCCUCAUUUCUAGUCAUUAUUAAUUUAGUCACCUAUUUUUUUAUACUUUUCUUAUAUAUACUUUGAUUUUUAAUUGAAAUUGGAGUUGCAAAUUGGAAUACAAAUUUUGAAUGAAUAAAAUGAUUUGACAAUCUUCAA